GAAAAAGAUGAAGGCACCUCUAACUAUUAAGACAUCAGAUAUUCAUUUUAAAGCAGAUUUAGACAGAAAAAUAAGAAAGAAGAAGAACUUUGCACAUAAUUAUAAGGAUUUGACUAGUGAACAAACUUCUAAGGUUCAGAAAAUCAUUAAAAUUCAGCAAUAUUUGGAUGAAAACUUAUCUAAAAUAAACAUUCAAGCAAAUAAUUUCAAUAACAAAACUUUGGCUGCUGCGUUUGAUAAAUAAAAACUCUGAAUUCAAUACAUCUAAGAAUUUGAGAUAUACCAGGAACAACUUUAUGAACGGGACGAAGAACUUUACUAUGACUGAGAGAGAUAAACGAGUUCAUCAGUGACCCACCCAAAUAAACUUCAACUUUAACUCUGGAUUGAGAAAACUAGAAAAUAACAUUGGAAACAGAGUUCUACCAAAAUACAUCUUCAGAAUGAUGAGUCCACGAAGAAAUUUAGUGAGACAUAAACGGGUGUUGAGUAACUCUCCCGGGAAUAGUAAAGAAAGCCCAGGGAAAUUUUGUAAUUCUUGAUGCUUAAAGAACAAGUCCCCUACUUCUCUAGAGAAGUGCAUUGAUCGUACUAGAUCUCCUAGUUACUAUCAAGAGAAAUUAAAAGGGUUGAAAAGCCGACACAAAAUUACAGGUUUAAACUUCAAGAAGAAAUUGCAUUCUUUAAUAAUGAAUGAUGAAAGUAAAGCAUCUAUUAAAGCUAGCAAUGAAUUACUACGAAUCCUUAAUAGAGAUAUCAGAUUAAAUAAUUUCACUAAAAUUAAUGAAAAUGGAUUGAAGAAACGUCAGAAGAAAAGUUUAUCAGAAAAUUUUAGAGAUGAAUUGAUAAGAAACUCGAAUUUUUCUAAGCUAAAGAAGGAUGCAUCAUCAAAGAAAUCGCCAAACCGAGAUUUAUUCUUCACUCCUCCAAGCCCCAAUACAAUCGGAAUAAUAGGAACAAAAUUCGAAAACCCUCGCAAACCUCUGAGCCCAAACUCCCUCCACCCAAAAAUAAUCAUCCCUAUCUCCAUUCCAACUCUCACUCCUCUCCCAAUCACAAAGCCUUAAUCCCUUUAAAAUCCUCAAAACCCACUCAAAAUUACUUAAACCCACCUAAAAUUACAAUUC
Messenger RNA from Moneuplotes crassus, 1127 nucleotides. The record is from the annotation of a GenBank genome assembly. Lineage: Eukaryota; Ciliophora; Spirotrichea; Euplotida; Euplotidae.